This is a messenger RNA of Grosmannia clavigera kw1407, 1695 nucleotides long. RefSeq lists its product as uncharacterized. Gene Ontology annotation, molecular function: protein binding. The record is from RefSeq and is a predicted model, not a curated record. The transcript is spliced from 2 exons. Lineage: Eukaryota; Fungi; Ascomycota; Sordariomycetes; Ophiostomatales; Ophiostomataceae. The coding region runs from base 1 to 1695 and encodes 564 amino acids.
AUGGACAAGCUCAGCGUAGAGAUAGUGGAGCAUAUUGCGUCGUAUAUGGAUGCGGGCUCGGUGAUGGCACUGAUGGCGACGUGCCGAGCGAUGCGCAAGCCGUGCGUAUCACGGCUGAGCCCGGAGCGCUACCUGCAAAAGACGUUCCGCCAGGCGUCGUCACUGCUGGCGGCAAUGGCAGACCACGGCUGCGUGCUGUCGGGCUCGCGGGCACUGGAUUACUUUGUGCCGGGAUCGACUGGGGAGGCGAGCAAGUCGGACGAGGGCGAGGAGCUAUCGGACUGGGACUUUCUGGUUCCGUGCGUGGAAGGUAGCGUAUUGGGGAUGAUGGAGGCGUUGGCAGCGUGCGGAGUGGACUGGGGCGACCACCGACUGUCGGAGCUGAUGGCGCUGCCCACUCGGCGCCUGGGAACGACGGCAGUGGUGUCGGCGACCACGGCGCAGCGGCUGCUGAACCAGCCGUACAGCGAGCAGAUGCGGUCGAUGGACGAGAUCGUGGAGCGACUGCGGCAGUGCGGAACGCUGGGAGAGACGGAAGAGCUGCCGGCCGAGGCAGAGCGGAUGCUGCGAGGACUGCACGCGUUUGUGAAUGAGAUGAUUCACGCCGAGUUUGCGGGGGUGACGGUGCAACAGACGCUGGCAGAAACGACGGGCGGCCAGACGCGGUUCCGGUUCGACAAGGUGCAGCGCAAGAGCAGCAACAGCAGCCUGGGCCUUCUCGGCGAGUACGGCGGCUACGACAUGAACUCGUACGGGUCCAUGUACGGGAUGCCGGGGGCCAACGCGAACCAGCCAAACGCGAUACACCUGGUCAACUGCAGCAUAAUGACGAGUCGGACGGGACGACGGGCCAAGGUGCAGCUGUUUCAGUGCCACAACAUCGCCUCGGCCUCGACGUCACAGUACAGCAGCAGUCUGCGGCAUUUCCGGGCGACGACGCCGCUGACCUACGUGCUGGACGGCUACUAUGCAUCCCACGCGGUUGUGUGGCCCUUUUCCGAGGCGCAGGCGCCGGCCGUCACCAAGGCCGUGGCCAAGUACCGCCAGCGCGGCUUCCACUUCCGCCAUAGCGGCCUGCUGGACCUCGAGGUCAACAGCCGCAUGUCAACGGCGUUUUCGCCCGAAGCCUCGGACUCGGCUGUCGGUCGUGUCGUCCUCGAGCUCGUCGCCGAGGCCAAGGCCGCCCAUCAUCUCGGCCAGCCCGGCACGCUGCUCGUGCGCUUCCGCCGUCUCGAAGACCGCCUCGCCCAGCAGGUGCGCGCGCCGCCUGACGUCCUGUCGGCCGGUCGCCUCGUCCAUGGCCUCUAUCGCCAUCUGCGCGAUGCGGUUCUUCGCUUCCGCUUCGACUUUAUCUCUGGUCGUCCCGUCGCCGCCGAGCCCGUCAUGCCGCUGUUCUCCGACAGCUAUGGCACCAGCCACAUCAGCUCCGCUCACAGCCGCUUCCUCGUCCACAGCGACCCGCCCUUAUCACCCUACUCGCCAUCAGCCGGUUUCGUCCGCCCCAUUAGCGCCUCGCGGCUGCUGCCGGCUCUCGCUGUCGCCGACGCUGUUCCCCCGGCCAUCCCGCCCGUCGGCGUGCUCACGCCCGGCGACCCCGACUGGACCCGCUGGAAGUCCAUCCUGUCACUCGCCCCCAUGUCCUGCCACUUGACUAGCUGCGAGCGCCAUCUCAAGCACAAGCCGCCGCAGAUUUGA